Messenger RNA from Rhopilema esculentum, 1362 nucleotides. RefSeq lists its product as uncharacterized. NCBI's taxonomy places the organism in Eukaryota, Metazoa, Cnidaria, Scyphozoa, Rhizostomeae, Rhizostomatidae. The record is from RefSeq and is a predicted model, not a curated record. Gene Ontology annotation, molecular function: S-adenosylmethionine-dependent methyltransferase activity.
GUACCCAGAACCUUAGUUUUAGUUGAAAGUUUGAGACGCCUUAGUGCAACUGUGGAAGGACCUUUGAUAAAAGCUACAACUUCAAUGAAAUUCUACACUGAGUGGUUGGCGUGGCGCGGCGCCAACUCACUUUUCGAGGCUCAAUCUCGUUUUCAACUCGAGGUUUUUGAAUCUCUGAUCUGGACUCUGUCUUGCACUUUGAAGUUCCAGGCCAGGCAAGCGGAAUUGCUGAAAGAUGAGUACAUAUGAAGAUUAUGCCGAUGUGUCAUCUUAUUAUGACAAUGGGAGACAAGCAGCUGGAGUGGAAAUGUUUUCUACAACAAUUCAAGGGUACUUGAAGAAACCAAUGCAAGAGAUACAUCUUUUAGAUGCUGGCUGUGGCACUGGCAACUAUUCUAAAGGGUUUUUAGACAAUGGCAUUGGCAAAGUUUCUGCUCUAGAUGCAUCUCAAGGUAUGUUAUCAAAGGCAAAGGAUAAGCUGACGCCAUACUCAAAAGAUUCAAGGGUUGGUGAUAUAAUUCAGGGACAGCUACCUCAAAUUGCAUUUAAUGAUGCCUGUUUUGAUGCUGUGACUUUUAUACAGGUUCUUCAACAUUUAGACAAACCUUACGAAGGGUUUACUGACACAAAAUCAUCGAUUCUAGAAGCAUUUAGGGUGCUAAAACCUGGUGGUGUGCUGUUGAUUAACACAAGCACCCAUGAUCAGUUACGUUAUGGAGAAUGGUACAGAAAUUUACUUCCUCAUUCAGUAGAGAAUCAGUGUGACAGGUUUAUUCCUGUGACAGAGCUACUUGCAUUCUUAAAAGAACAGGGCUUUGAAAAGGCAGCAGUUAUUGUUUGCCCUUGGGAGAGUAUCCUGACAGAUGAACAGUACUUUAACAUGGAUGGACCGUUUGAUGAAUCAUGGAGGAGAAUUAAUUCAGUUUGGAAGAUUGCAGAAAAUGGUGGAGAAUUAGCAACAGCACUGAAAACAUUGAAGGAAAAGAAAGAUUUUGGUAUAUUUGAUGACUGGUUUGAGCAAGUGGAGGAAAAACGGAAAAAUUUGGGACUGACAACAACUAUCUUUGUACAGAAGCCGCAAAGUGGCAAACAGUGAUGGAUAAGGGUUAAUUAUGUCAUGAAACAUUAGCUAUUAAUGCUGUAAUCUUUAUGCAUACAUCAAUUCAAACUUUUCUACUACAAACCUUUCCUCUACCUUAUAUUAUUUUAAUUAUCAUAACAUUCGUUAAAAUUUUGCAUCAAGAAAAAAUUUAAUUAACUUUGAUUUUAGAUUGCUUUAAUUUUUUUAUAAUAAAGUAUUUUCUUCUUAAUAUUUUUUUGAAUAUGAUUUUGAUGAUAGUAAUAAUAUCUUGUGACACUAAA